AUGCAGCAGGAGCGUGGGGAGCAGAGGCCGGGCCCCCCCGAGGCCGAGGUCAAGGCUGUGGUCGUGGGGGACGGGGGCUGCGGGAAGACGUCUCUGCUGGUGGCCUUCGCCAGGGGGGACUUCCCCAAGGUCUACGUCCCCACCGUGUUCGAGAAGUACACAGCCUCCUUCCAUGUUGGUGGCAAGCCCGUGAAGAUCCACCUCUGGGACACGGCAGGACAGGAAGACUACGACAGGCUUCGCCCGCUGUCCUACUCGGACGCCAACGUUGUCCUCAUCUGCUUUGACGUCACCAACCCCAACAGCUACGACAACAUCCUAACGAAGUGGUACCCGGAGGUGAACCACUUCUGCAGGGGCGUCCCGGUGCUGCUGGUGGGCUGCAAGACCGACCUGCGGCGGGACCGGGAGGUGCUGCGCAAGCUGCAGGAGGGACGCCUGGAGCCCAUCUCCUACCAGCAGGGAGAGGCCAUGGCCCGACAGGUCCACGCCGUGUCCUACUUGGAAUGCUCGGCCAGGUACCAGGAGAACGUCGGGGACAUCUUCGCGGAGGCCUGCGGUGCCGCCUUCAGCGCCGCUCGCCGCAGCCAGCGCAGGAGGCGACGCAGGAGGGGCUGCGUGCUCUGCUGA
Gavia stellata (red-throated loon) is the source of this 630-nucleotide messenger RNA. It is a transcript of the gene RHOD, whose product is annotated as ras homolog family member D. The transcript is spliced from 5 exons. Lineage: Eukaryota; Metazoa; Chordata; Aves; Gaviiformes; Gaviidae. Gene Ontology annotation, biological process: small GTPase-mediated signal transduction; cell migration. The record is from RefSeq and is a predicted model, not a curated record. The coding region runs from base 1 to 630 and encodes 209 amino acids. Gene Ontology annotation, molecular function: GTP binding; GTPase activity.